Messenger RNA from Suillus plorans, 979 nucleotides. RefSeq lists its product as uncharacterized. Bases 149 to 805 code for a protein of 218 amino acids. The record is from RefSeq and is a predicted model, not a curated record. The transcript is spliced from 3 exons. NCBI's taxonomy places the organism in Eukaryota, Fungi, Basidiomycota, Agaricomycetes, Boletales, Suillaceae.
UACGCAAUGUACCUUUUUCAGUGAGUCUUAAUAUAUAUAAAAGACACUCACCGCCUUCAAACUGGAGAUUUAUCCCCUGCCGUCAACUGACCUUCCGUUUACACAAAACAUUCCCCCACAACCAUUUUGCUUCCUUCACUCCGUCUACAUGUCUUCUGUCUCCACUCAUACGCCUCCUGAAGGCACUCGAUAUUGGCAUUAUCCCCAACCAAGCGCAUCCAGCUCCCAAAACCCUAUACCCUGUGACGCGCUCAACCAAUCAUCUCAUGUGACAUCUAGGCCAUCGAACCAAUCUAACGGUUAUGCAGAAGGUUUUGAUAUAAGUGUCAAAGUAAAACGAGCAUUUACUUUUGAAGAACUUCAAUCAGAUUCGGAUCAAGGCGGUUGGAGCUUGCAAGGCCAAACACACAUGCAACAAUGCGGCGAUUCCUCACCGUGCAUCACUACCGCCCAGUAUACUCCUCAUACCAAUCCAUCCUCAUUUCAGAUUUCGAAAUCAUACACGCUAGUCGAUUCUCUCGGACAGUUAUCCACUUCAACCUCUGCACGAGCACCCAUUGGUACACGUGUUUCUGCUAUGGCUCUUGCAGGGCAUAGUGGCGUGAACCCCAUCAAACGUGAAUCGAGUCUGAUCCAACAGGUGAAUCAUUUCUGUGGAGUUACGCGUGCUCUAUUUUUGACAGCAUCAUUGUCUUUUAUAAGGCCUUUGGGGGCUUUUCAAAUCCAUCGGACCUCCCAUCAUCGAUUCCCCCCUUGCGUCAUUCUCGACAACCAGCUUGUGCGUACGAGGAGGCCAUCCCGAUAGGGACACUGAGUCCUAUGGCUCAUGAGACUGAAGAUAUAAAGCCAAACAUCUCAACACUGGAUGACGAGCCGCCUAUGGAUCACCUACCAUAUCCGCCACCCGUUCAUUCGGUCCCUCCUCGACAGUUCCAACCUUAUUCGCCUCAGGAUACAAUGUCAGAAUCUCCCUCUCCAU